This is a messenger RNA of Nilaparvata lugens (brown planthopper), 1370 nucleotides long. RefSeq lists its product as uncharacterized. Lineage: Eukaryota; Metazoa; Arthropoda; Insecta; Hemiptera; Delphacidae. The coding region runs from base 81 to 1211 and encodes 376 amino acids. The transcript is spliced from 27 exons. The record is from RefSeq and is a predicted model, not a curated record.
UGAUGUCAUUCAUUCGACCAUUAUAUCUGUUAUGUUAUAUAUAAAGAGGAAUCCAGAAAUCUCCGUCUCAUUUCUCCAAGAUGUUUCACAGCAAAGUGGGUUUGCUUGCCGUAGCGCUUGUUAUGCAGGCAAUCCUGCUAUGCGGCUGCGAUGCUUCCGCGAUGAGGUAUGCUUCCGGUUUCCAAAACAACGAGAGACAGUCCUCCGAACAGGAAUCGUACAGCAGAUCUGCUCAAUCAAGUGAGAAGAGCAGCUCAGGAUACCAAAUGGGUGAAAUGGCCUCUGCUGGUGUGGGAAUGUCAUCUGGUUAUGGCGGAAGCGGUUACAGUAGUGGAGGUGGAUACCAACAAGGAAACCAAGUAAUGAGAUCACAAGAAGUCACCACUACUACCACAACCACCACCACUACCACAUAUAAGGCUGUUGAAUACAUCCAGUCCAACUUCCAAGAGGUUGGCUCCAAGAGUAUGGGAUACAGCGAUGAUAAGGACGCUAUGGUAUUGAAAUCAUUCGUUGAGAAGGAUAACGGCUGUUUCUUGACAUCACUGCUCAAGGAACCAUGCAACAAGAAGCUCAUUACUUGCGAGCUUGGUUUGGAUAAUAACAUUCAACAAACUUCGCUGAUAUCCUACUUCAAGAAUGCUUUGUAUUUGAAGGAGAGAAAGAUCCACAGAGCUGCACUGGCUUUGAAGCGUUGCAGACUUAACACCAAGGGCUACCACAGGACCAUGGUUCCCAGGAUUGAUGUCCUUAAUCAUAUUGGAAUGACUUUCACUUGCUCCAAAUCAAACAGCCAGGAAAUGAUGAAACAAUGGCACGAAUUCGCUAAAUACAAGAAUGGACUCUAUUUCCAAUCUUUCUGUGAGGACCAAACCAUGUGGGGAGAACUUGCUAGCCAAAUUGGAUACACUGGCAGAAAUGCUGAAGAUUUCAGAAUCUACCUUUUGAGAAACAGAUUCAGGAAAGAAAGGAAGACCUGCAAGAUUGCCAAGUGCAUGAGAGGACUUCGUAAGAAGCAUUGCGGUGGAAAGUGCGCUAAGAGACCGAAGCAUGUUAAGAGAACCGUUGGAUGUGGAGGCCCCGGAAAGCCAGGAAAAUGCGGAGGAGGAUGUGGAGGAAAAUGUGGAGGAGGAGGAUGUGGAGGAGGUGGAGUGAAAAUCGGUGUCAGCAUUGGAGGAGGAGGAUGCGGAGGAAAAUGUGGAAAAUGCUAGGAAUUUUCCAGAACGUUAGAAAAAUAGAGAAACUUGAUUUCCCCCAAAACUAUGGAUAUAACAUCUAUACCCAUGUAUUUAUUUGGUCAAGUUCAUAAAAGUGACAUCGUAAUAGAUUUCAUUGAAAUUCUGUUCUAAUAAACUUAUAACAUGGGGUUU